UGGUCAGUAGUUGGCAACGUCUCCAGCCAAAGAUGGCUGCCUCCACAGUCCUUGAUUUUGACAAAUGGCUCUCGGUUAAAUUAAAAUCUUUGAACACCGAUGAAAGUAUAUUUGGAGACUACAUCAAGGGCAUUUUAGAAGGCGAAGAAUCUCAAGAUGAGAAAAUCGAGGCGCUCGAGGGAAUCUUGGUGGAAAUCUCUACGACAGAUGGCAUGACUCAAAAUGAGAUCUGCCAAGAAAUCAUAAACCAAUGGGAGUUGUGCCGGGCGGCUGCUGCUGAAGGGAAAUCCGACGAGGCGGUGAGAACAGCUGUAGAUAUACAAAUUGCAAGAAUCAUGGAGCAACAAGCCCUCAUCGUUGUCCCCCAGAAGAAGGCAUCUGAUGAAGAAAGGAAGCUGAAGCAAAACAUCUUGUCGCAAUACGCAGAGGUGUCUGAUGGUGAAGGAGGGCUAGACGAAGAAGAUGGUGGCUAUGAUGAUGAUUAUGAGGACAAACUUCUUUCUCGUAACACCAAUGCAGAGGAUGUCAUGAAGCUGGAAAAGCUCAAAAAGGAAUCCCUGCGCCAGGAUUCAGCCAAGAAGAAAGAAAAGGAUAAAGAAGAUCGCGAGAAGCAGAAGCAGCUCGCACUCGAUCGAAAGGAGAAGGAGAAGAAACGCACUCAAAAGGGAGAAAAGAAACGAUGAUACCCUCCAACAUCUUGUCAAGUACACUCGGAAGUAUCUGCUAAUCAUUUACAUUUGUGAUUUUCGGUGUCGGUCGCUGGAGAAAUAACUGAGCGGCAUUAUUAUAAUAUUGAAAAAAAAAACCUUUCAAGUUAGAAUGAGAAAGCAAGUUCUGAAUUGUUGUUUCAAUUUUCGGUGCUUUUUUUCUGUCUCCUUCUCUCUCGUUCAGGCUUUUAAAAAACUGUGCUCUACCAGCUAAAAUAGGUUAAAUUUUUCACUCUCCAUUUAUCCACCCACAUGACGUCGAUUGUCACGUAAAUUUGUGUACUGACAAUAAACUCACAAAAAGUACAUAAAAA
This is a messenger RNA of Daphnia pulex (common water flea), 1021 nucleotides long. Its product is annotated as coiled-coil domain-containing protein 43-like. The record is from RefSeq and is a predicted model, not a curated record. The transcript has 3 exons. Bases 33 to 683 code for a protein of 216 amino acids. NCBI's taxonomy places the organism in Eukaryota, Metazoa, Arthropoda, Branchiopoda, Diplostraca, Daphniidae.